AUGGAAGCCUCGUCGACUGCGCAACCUCGCAAGCAUACUCGGGUGCUUAACGCAUGCAAUGCUUGUCGCCUCAGCAAGACUCGAUGCGAUUCGGCCCGGCCAGUGUGUGCCAAAUGUAUCCAGCGGGGUGUAACAUGCGAGUAUCCGCAGACGGAUCCCAUCUCGGUUCUAGAGACAUGGGGCGCAAGAAUCUUAGACGCAGUAGAACGUCAAGAGCGGCUUCUGUCACAGACCCUGUCUUCGAAUCAGGCGCCUCCCUUUUUUUCGCAGCAGGCGUCGCCAUCCCCAGUGGACGAAAUAGAUCCAGAGUCAAUCUCGCGCAAUGAUGCACCUAAGACACCUAUUACUGGGUCAGACAUGAUUCUCAGCUGGCCUAUUUUCCCGGGAGAGAAGCCUGCGUCGACUUUCCCAAUGGCAGCGUAUUCCGAGAAGCCAGAUCGCUUUCAGACGGCUCUACCAAGCCUAGAUCCACAAAGGCUUCUCGAAUUGAGACAGAUCUUUAUGACCAAGAUCUGGACCAAGAACCCGAUCGUUGACCCGGGCCAGCUGGACUUUUAUAUCGCUCGGGUGCUAGAAAAUGGCAUUGAGUGGUCAGCCUCGUCGUGCUUGGUGCUACUUGUAUUUGCGCUUGCAGCCAUUUGGGGAAAUUAUCCGGACGACGAAAGCCGGGAGGUCUCGUACAAUGAACGAUCCUUCAGCCCACCAGUCACCUACAUGACGAUGUCGGUUCCGGAGCACCGAAUGAAGGAAUCAUUAAGCUUCCUCUCCAUGGCGCGUAAGCGCAUUUCCACUGCGUAUCUCGAUGAUACCCUACUUGGAGUACAGUGUCUUUGUUUAUUUGGAAUUUGGUAUCAGUAUAAUAUCGAACCGAUUCCGGGCUGGAAAAUGUUCCGGACAGCAUCCAUGUUGUGGCAAACGUAUCGUUUGAAGCAUCGCGAAGGAAAGACAAUCAGAAGCGCACAGGAAGAGAGUCUGGAGCAGCGACUCUACUGGACAUGCUUAAAAUCCGAAUGCGAGGUUCGAUAUGAACUGACGGAUCUUCCACCUUGUGAUCUCAGCCUCUCCGACUUUCCUUAUUCUCUCCCAAGCUUCCCCACGAGACAACUAUCUAACGACAACCCUGGUUGGACGUUUUCCAGCCCCUCCUCCACAGACCUCGAAGCAGGAUCUUCAUAUUAUUAUCUAGCUGAGAUCUUUUUGCGCAGGCUUCUCAAUCGGGCCCGCAAUGCGGUUCGCGUGCUUUCCCCAGAUAUUGAUCUACCGACCAUCAAGAUUCUAGCAGAAACUCUGACGCAGUUGGAAGGUCAACUCCAGCAGUGGGUAGACUGCCUCCCACAUACACUCCAGUUCAAUAUGCCUCUCGAAUCUGCCGUCAGACCAAAGGAGGGUGAGCUCAUGAAGCUAAGUCGUGAGCGAUACGUCGAGGUGCGCGAACUGCUUUGUCGGGCGUAUCUAUACCUGUGCAUCCAUGUGCCACUUGAGCCGGGGAUGGCGGUGCUGUAUGGGGCGAAAGCGAGCGAGGCGCUACUUUUGGCAGUAUAUCGUAUCCAGACCGAGGUGCCAUUCUUUCGGCAUCCGGGGUCAUGGGGAGCAUGUCGAGUCCGGUUUAACCAUGCGCUUUGUCUGAUUGCGGGAUUCCUCGCAAAGUUGACGCAGCGCCCCUCGGCUGAAUAUGUGAACAUUCCUCCAGACUGGGCGGACUGUGUGCGGGUAGUGAUUGAGCGGUUGAAGAUAUGGGGCGAGGAGGGUGGCGGGAUCAAGGAGUUAGCCCGUCUGCGCAUGACCUGA
Molecule: messenger RNA, 1788 nt
Organism: Penicillium waksmanii
Lineage: Eukaryota; Fungi; Ascomycota; Eurotiomycetes; Eurotiales; Aspergillaceae
Product: Zn(II)2Cys6 transcription factor
Exons: 7
Coding region: 1-1788 (595 amino acids)
Biological process (GO): regulation of DNA-templated transcription
Molecular function (GO): zinc ion binding; DNA-binding transcription factor activity, RNA polymerase II-specific
Source: RefSeq, a predicted model, not a curated record